AUCGUUCUCAUUUUCCCUCUUCUCUCUCCUCUUUCCUCUCUCCUCUCUCUGUCACUCCCUUUCCUACUUGAGAGAGUUGAGACCCUCUCAUUGUGAGUUGCAAGCUGUAAUUAGAUGUGAAACUUUCAUCAUACUUGUACUCUUCCCACAGGCUAUAAUAAACAGUGUUCUUUCUCUCUCUGAACUGCACCACACUCUCGCAUAAUCUAACGUAUCACCUUCUUCCCAAUGUCACCGUGUCUUUGAGACGCCUCGCUCUGUUCCCUCUUCCACGCGUCUCUCUCUCUCCUACCCACUUCAUCUCUUCACUCCCUUUUCUGACAAUGAGAUCAAAGUCUUAACCUUUCCCUCUUUUCACUUCCUGGGGUGGACCAAAUAAUACCAUACAAAAGAAAACAAGAAAAGAAAAGAGUUUAAAUCAGUUCGUUGAACAGGCGGCUGAGAUAUUGAAAACUUUCUGGUAUUUAUUUUUGAUUCCUACGUGAGUUAUUGUAAAUUUUUUAAGUAACUGUGUUUGAUUCCUGCGGAUAAAAAACAAGAAAAAGAUAUUUUUUUUUUGUUGAAAUGGCAACUUCGUUGAAAUGGUGGGGGAAGGAGAGUCACAGGGGCACCCCAGUGGUGGUGAAGAUGGAGAAUCCAAAAUGGUCGAUGUUGGAACUCGAGGGUCCUUCUGAUGAAGACUUCAUCAUUGGGAAUGAUAAUGAUAACAAUAAUAACAAUAGAGACAACAAAGGUAGAGGGAAAAACGCGAAGCAACUAACGUGGGUUCUGCUACUUAAAGCUCACAAAGCCGCAGGUUGCCUUGCUUCUGUGGCUCCUGCAUUAUUGGGUCUGGUCGCCGCCGUGAAGCGCCGCGUGGCUGCCGGAAGAACCGACGCCGACACCGACGGUGGCGGCGGCGGUGGUGGGAGGGAGAAGGAGAACCCCACCGUGAAGAGUAGAUUCUAUAACUGCAUCAAAGUGUUCCUCUUUGUGUCUCUUAUGUUGCUGUUUUUUGAGGUUGCUGCGUACUUCAAAGGGUGGCAUUUUGAGGCUCCGAGGUUUUGGGGUGUGAAGGGUGUGUUUGAUUGGGCUUAUUUGAUGUGGGUCUUUGUUCGCGUGGAGUAUCUUGCUCCCCCUCUUCAAUUCCUAGCCAAUGUGUGUAUUGUGUUGUUCAUUGUCCAGAGUUUGGAUAGGUUGGUGCUGUGUUUGGGGUGUUUCUGGAUCCGGUUCAAGAAGAUCAAACCGGUUCCCAAGGGUGGGGAUGUGGAUCUUGAGUCCGGCGAGAAGGGUUUCUUCCCCAUGGUUCUUGUGCAGAUCCCCAUGUGCAAUGAGAGAGAGGUUUAUCAGCAAUCAAUUGGUGCCGUGUGUAAUUUGGAUUGGCCAAAAUCAAAGUUGUUGAUUCAGGUUCUGGAUGAUUCGGAUGACAUAACAACACAGUCGUUGAUCAGGGAAGAGGUUCAGAAAUGGCAGAAAGAGGGUGCCAACAUUGUGUACAGGCAUCGGGUGAUUAGAACGGGAUACAAGGCUGGGAAUCUGAAUUCUGCCAUGAAUUGUAGCUACGUGAAAGACUACGAGUUUGUUGCCAUUUUUGAUGCUGAUUUUCAGCCCACCCCAGAUUUCCUUAAAAGAACGAUUCCUCAUUUUAAGGAUAACGACGAGUUAGGACUUGUUCAGGCAAGAUGGUCCUUUGUGAAUAAGGAUGAGAACCUGCUAACACGGUUGCAAAACAUUAAUUUGGCUUUCCAUUUUGAGGUAGAACAGCAAGUGAAUGGGGUUUUCAUUAACUUUUUUGGGUUCAAUGGAACGGCUGGUGUGUGGAGAAUAAAGGCCCUUGAGGAUGCUGGUGGUUGGUUGGAGAGGACCACAGUGGAGGAUAUGGAUAUCGCUGUACGUGCCCAUCUUCAUGGCUGGAAAUUUAUUUUCCUCAAUGAUGUUGAGUGCCAAUGUGAGCUACCUGAAUCUUAUGAAGCUUAUAGAAAACAGCAGCAUAGAUGGCACUCUGGCCCAAUGCAAUUGUUCCGUCUUUGUUUGCCCGACAUAAUACGCUCCAAGAUAAGCAUAUGGAAAAAAUUCAACAUGAUAUUUCUCUUCUUUCUUCUAAGAAAAUUGAUAUUACCCUUCUAUUCAUUUACCCUUUUCUGUAUAAUUCUUCCCAUGACAAUGUUUGUACCGGAGGCCGAGCUUCCUGCUUUGGUUGUUUGUUACAUCCCUGCCACCAUGUCGUUACUUAACAUCCUUCCAGCCCCCAAAUCCUUCCCUUUCAUUGUCCCUUACCUUCUCUUCGAAAACACCAUGUCGGUUACCAAAUUCAAUGCCAUGAUCUCCGGUCUUUUCCAUCUCGGAAGUGCAUACGAGUGGGUUGUCACCAAGAAAUCCGGCCGUUCCUCUGAGGGUGACCUUGUUUCCUUGAUUGAGAAAGGACCAAAGCAUCAUCAAAGAGGCUCCUCAGCGCCUGAUCUUGCGGAAAUAAAAGAAGAAAUCCAGCUACAAGAGAAAAAGGUGGGGUCAAAGAAGAAGCAUAACAGAAUAUACAUGAAGGAGCUUGCUUUGGCCUUUCUACUUCUAACAGCUUCAGCAAGGAGUCUCCUUUCUGCUCAGGGAAUCCACUUCUACUUCUUGUUAUUCCAGGGCAUAUCAUUCCUUUUAGUUGGUCUAGACUUGAUUGGUGAACAGGUUGAUUGAAUCUGAAAGGUAAAAAAAAAAAAACAAGAAAAAGAUAAGACUCUAUAGCUUGUAGAGAGAUACAUUCACCAAUUAUUUACACAAAAAACAAAGGUGGACAAGCUUGUACCCUAUGAAUCAUUGGAAACAGUCACGAGGACUCUGCAGAGGAUUUAAAGCGCAUAUUUUCUUCACCAUGCUACAUCCACUAGACCCCAUUAUGUUACUAUGGACAGAUGGAAAAGAGGACUUGAAUUUGAAUCGGGUACAAUUGAAGCCGGUUAUGGCUCCUCAAUGUGUAAGUUGACCAUUUUUUCCCCUUUUCAUUUUGUAACUUUAUGUCGAUUCUUUACUUGUUGGAUUAAUUCUUUUGUAAGAAAAAUUGUGGAUUAAAUUUCAAACCAAAAUUGGCAACAUUUUAGAAGCGACUUUGUCCUCUUUGUCAUGUUCUUGAAUCCUCCAUCGCUUGUUAUGAAGAAAAAUGCAAAUUGAAUCCUUGAUUUCA
Messenger RNA from Glycine soja, 3148 nucleotides. RefSeq names its product probable xyloglucan glycosyltransferase 12. Gene Ontology annotation, cellular component: Golgi apparatus. NCBI's taxonomy places the organism in Eukaryota, Viridiplantae, Streptophyta, Magnoliopsida, Fabales, Fabaceae. The transcript has 5 exons. Gene Ontology annotation, molecular function: glycosyltransferase activity. Bases 565 to 2664 code for a protein of 699 amino acids. The record is from RefSeq and is a predicted model, not a curated record.